UGUGUCGCUGUUGCCGGAAGCGAAGGUGCGUCGCCCAGGCCGGGCCUCUGCGUAAGGCCGAAGGACCCCCGGGCGCGUUGCUAAGGGCGACCGAGGUGCCGUUGCUGGGAUUUUCUGGGCCUGGCGGGAGAGAUGGGCGAGCCGGGCCCCGCCGCCGCCGCCGCCGCCUCGGCCAGAGCGCUGGUGCCAGUCCCGGCCGAGGCGGGCGCCGUGGCUGUGGUGAAGGAGGCGGCCCAGGAGGCCCCCAAGAGCAGCAAGAGGGUCCUGGACGAGGAGAGCUACAUCCAGGCGAGCGAGGGGAAUGGGAGCGGGGGUCUGGUGGGAGUGUGGGGGUCUGGCGGGGUGAGGGGUCCGGUGGGAGGGGGGGUCUGGUGGGGUGGGGGGUCCGGUGGGAGUGGGGGGGUCUGACGGGGUGGGGGGGUUCAGUGGGACGGGGGGUCUGGCGGGAUGAGGGGUCCGGUGGGAGGGGGGGGGGGUCUGGUGGGGUGAGGAGUCGGGUGGGGGGUCGGGGGUCCGGUGGCAGCGGGGGUUCAUUGGGAGUGGAGGGGUCUGGUGGGGUGGGGGGUCUGGCGGAGUAGGGGUGCCUGGCAGGGUGAGGGUACCACUGUAUGCAGUUUUGACCAUUGAAGAGAUGCCUGGCACGUAACCGCUGUGUAAGUUGCAGGCCUUCUCUCUCUCUCUCUCUCUCUCUCUGUAUACAUUAUAUUUUUUCCCUUGCCAAGCCUACAUCACAGGGUUGUUGUUAUUAUGCUUACUGUAUUUAUAUUCCACCCGUUAACUGAAGAUCCCUGUGGGUUUUUUGUUUUCGCAACAACACAAUGGUGUGGGAAAGCAGUUUGGACAUGGGUGGGUUGGGCAGGUCCUUGGUGGGAUGUUUAAUGUAUUGAAAAUAAAUAAAAUUAAAUAAAUACAUACACUAGAAGGGUGGUAAGGAAGGGAGCAUUGCAGAACAACUGACAGACGUUGGACUUGGACCUUCAGGUGUUGGCUUGCUUUAGAAGCAAUAUCCUGCACAUACAGUGGUACCUCGGGUUAAGUACUUAAUUCGUUCCGGAGGUCCGUUAUUAACCUGAAACUGUUCUUAACCUGAAGCACCACUUUAACUAAUGGGGCCUCCUGCUGCUGCCGCGCCGCCGGAGCACGAUUUCUGUUCUCAUCCUGAAGCAAAGUUCUUAACCUGAGGUACUAUUUCUGGGUUAGCGGAGUCUGUAACCUGAAGUGUAUGUAACCUGAAGCAUAUGUAACCCCGAGGUACCACUGUAUUUCUUUAGAAGAUAAAUAAGUAAAUCUGGGUGAUGCCAACAGACAGACUUUAUAAAGUCAUAAGUCUGCUCGUCAUGAUGGCUGUUUUCUAUCUCCACUGGUGACGGUGGUUACAUUACAGUGGUGCCUCGCAAGACGAAAUUAAUUCGUUCCGCAAGUUUUUUCUUCUUGCGAGUUUUUCGUCUUGCGAUGCACGGUUUCCCAUAGGAAUGCAUUGAAAAUCAAUUAAUGCGUUCCUAGGAGACCGACUUCAGACCAGGUCCGGGGACAGUCUGUCCCCCGACCUCUUCUGAAGGCUGGGGGGACAAGGGCUUUCUUCCCACCCACCCCAGCAUUUUAAAAACCCGGGACAGCGGAGGGCUUCUCCGCUGUCCGGGGCGAUCUUAAAAUGCUGGCGGGCGGCAUUUAAAAUUGCCCCGGGACAGCGGAGGACUUCUCCGCUGUCCGGGGCAAUUUAAAGCCCCUGGGAAGGCAGGCAGGGGGACAAAGACUUUGCCCCCGCCAGCCUUCAGAAGAGGUCCUGGACCUCUUCUGAAGGUUGGCGGGGGCGAAAGUCUUGUCCCCCACCUGCCUUCAAAAGCUGUCCAGCCAAGGCUUCGCGGACCUCUCCGCAAGCAGCGGCAGCACUGCCGCUGCUUGCGGAGAGUUGCCGGCAUGCCGAAGCCUGCGCGCGCUGAGAUCAGCGCGCCCAGGCUUCGCGGACCUCUCCGCGAGCAGCGGCAGCGCUGCCGCUGCUUGCGGAGAGUUGCCGGCAUGCCGAAGCCUGCGCGCGCUGAGAUCAGCGCGCCCAGGCUCCGCGGACCUCUCCGCGAGCAGCGGCAGCGCUGCCGCUGCUUGCGGAGAGUUGCCGGCAUGCCGAAGCCUGCGCGCGCUGAGAUCAGCGCGCCCAGGCUUCGCGGACCUCUCCGCGAGCAGCGGCAGCGCUGCCGCUGCUUGCGGAGAGUUGCCGGCAUGCCGAAGCCUGCGCGCGCUGAGAUCAGCGCGCCCAGGCUCCGCGGACCUCUCCGCGAGCAGCGGCAGCGCUGCCGCUGCUUGCGGAGAGUUGCCGGCAUGCCGAAGCCUGCGCGCGCUGAGAUCAGCGCGCCCAGGCUCGCGGACCUCUCCGCGAGCAGCGGCAGCGCUGCCGCUGCUUGCGGAGAGUUGCCGGCAUGCCGAAGCCUGCGCGCGCUGAGAUCAGCGCGCCCAGGCUCGCGGACCUCUCCGCGAGCAGCGGCAGCGCUGCCGCUGCUUGCGGAGAGUUGCCGGCAUGCCGAAGCCUGCGCGCGCUGAGAUCAGCGCGCCCAGGCUUCGCGGACCUCUCCUGCCUUCAAAAGCCGUCCGGGAUAGCGGGAAGCGCUUCCCUGCUAUCCCGGACUGCUUUUAAAAUGCUGGCGGUGGGGAGCAAAGCCGUUAGGCCCCCGCCAGCCUUCCUGGUCCACUUGAGAAGGCCGGAGGGGGAAGGCUUUGCUCCCACCGCUAGCAUUUAAAAGAGGUCCCGGAGAUUUCCCUAUGGGCUUUCGUCUUGCGAAGCAAGCCCAUAGGAAAUUCGUUUGCUGAAGCGCCUCCAAAACGGAAAACCCUUUCGUCUAGCGGGUUUUCCGUCUUGCGAGGCGUUCGUCUUGCGGGGCACCACUGUAAUUUAGGCCAGCUGAGUUUUGGAUCAAAACCUUUGUUUCUUGGGGUGCAAAACAAGGCAUUUAUUUAUUUAUUCAUUUGAAUUUAUAUGACGCCCUAUACCUGCAGGUCUCGGGGUAGUUUCUCAGGUACCUUGUAAGAUGGAAUACAUUGCUAAGGUGUCACAGCACAUGGGUUGAAGUUUUGACAGGCCUGGGCCAGCAAGCCGCUUUACUUAAGCUAAAUUUCUGAGGAUCCUGCCACGCAGACCACAAAAUUAGAUUAUGUGUUCCUUUAAUUUUUUUAUUUUCCUCCUACCCUGAAACAUUGUUAAUUUGGUGUUUUGCAGAGCCUGGAGAAAAUCAUUCAAAGGGACUUUUUCCCUGACGUUGAGAAAUUGCGUGCUCAGAAGGACUAUCUAGAUGCUGAAGAAAGUGGUGAUUUGGAGAAAAUGAGGCAGAUAGCCAUCAAAUUUGGCUCUUCCUUGGGGAGAACUUCCAAAGACACCCCUGCACCAUGUAAGAAUUUAUUUGGAUCCUGAUCCUUGGAUUAUUGGUGUUGUUUGUCAUAGAGUUUUGAACAUGUUCCUUUGUCAUUUUGGGGGUGUCUUUAUGAUUUGCAAAGAAUACCCAGUAGAGCAAUUUUAUAUGCAUUGCCAAAACCUAAUAUAAUGCUGCUGACGGGGCCAGAAUACUCUUUGGGGUUUUUUGCAUGGUUUUUUUCUUUUUCAUUUCAGUCUUUUCUGUUUCUCGAAAUAGUUAGAGGCAGCAUUUAUGGAACCUUUGGCCCUACAAGUGUUGCUGAUCUACAGCUCCCAUCAGCAAGUGUGGCCAGGGGUGAUGGGAUUUGUAGUCCAGCAACAUCUGGUGGGCCAAAGGUUCCCUACACGUGAUAUAUGAUAUCCCCCUUUUAUCCUGUGAGGUAAUUAGGUGGAUGGGGGUUGUGUUAAUCAAAUACACACACUAUACUUUGUGGCUCAGUGGAUAUUUGAACCGGUGCCUUGUCUAUGCUGGCUCUCAGAACAAUACAUUCCUAAGUCAUUGCUUUUUCAAAAAUGCUUUUGAACAGAUGUUACUCCAGCCACGUUUGAAACGCCCGAGGUUCAUCCCGGUGACCCCUCCACAUUGAAUAAACCCAAGCUCCCAGUAAAAACUACAGAGGAAGGUAAGAAAUUCUCAUUUUGCUUGUUUGGGUUGUUCUAUAUGUUGCUGUUUGGUUUCAGGGCUGAGAAGAAUGUGAAACAAUUCCUCCUGGUAUCCUUAGCAUUAAAAAUUGGGGGAGGGGGUGCAGUUUGGUGAUAUAAGAGCACAUGGUUUACACGCAAAAAGAUCUCAGGUUCAAUCCCUGUCAUCUCUAGUUGUAUUGUGUCGUAGCUUCUGGUAUCCUCAUUGGUGCCUUGUUUAAAGGCAUGGGGAAAUCCAUCAUUUGAAGGACUGAGGCAGGACUUCAAAGUCUUACCUGUGUUUGCUUCCUCCCCCCUUUCCUAAAGGUGAAACGGAGGAAGAAGAGAGCAAAGAUGCUCUGCCCAGCCUGGACAGCUUCUUGGCAAAACACACCAGCGAGGAUAACGCUUCUUUUGAGCAGAUCAUGGACGUGGCAGAAGAGAAGGAGAGAGCCAGGCAUUCAUGGCUCUACGAUGCAGAAGAGGAAUUUGCCCAGGUGCGGGAAAGAGCUUUGUGUAUCUCCAUUAUUUAAAUAGCUCCAUGUAGGAGACUGAUCUUCCAUUGGUAAGAGAGGUCCACCAACAAAGCCCUCCCUUAAGACUUUUAGAUUGCGUUCUCUUCUGAAAUGAUCACCUAUGGUCCUGAAGCAUAUGCAGCAAGCUCACUCUAGCCAAGCAAUCUGGUCAUGGUGAAGUGCUUGGGGCCUGUAGAUGAACCGGUAUGUGCCAUACACACACUCUUGACUUCUAAUGGGAAAAAAUGAGGUUAAGCCAUGUUUCGACACCAACCGUUACACAAAGUAAUAUAGUAAGGCAUGCAUAUCUUACACCGUAUUUUUCGCUCUAUAAGACGCACUUUUUCCCCUUCAAAAAUUAAGGGGAAAUGUGUGUACGUCUUAUGGAGCGAAUGCAGGCUCCUUGGCUUCAGCGAUAGCAACGCAAAGCCUCCGGAGUGCAGAGGGAGGCUGUGCUCCGGGGGCUUCAGGCAGAUACCCGCAAGCCUUCGGAGUGCAGCGAGAACUCCUGCUGUGCUCCGAAGGCUUGCGGAUAGCCGCCUGAAGCCUGGAGAGCAAGAGGGGUUGCUGGAGAGGCACUGCACAGUUUUCCCUCUCUGCGCAGCACCCCUUCAGUGAAGCGGAAGGAGAAAUGGAAGGGGCUCCAUUUCUCUUGCCGCUUCGCUGAAGGGGCGCUGAGAAGAGAGGGGGAGAAUUUUUUUCCCCCUGUUCUCCCCCUCCUAUGGUCCGAUGCGUCCUAUAGAGCGAAAAAUACGGUAAUUAUUAUAAGAUAAUUAUAUACUCCCCAAGUAAAUUGCAGGCCCACUUAAUUUGCACCUUUUCACUCUUAUGUACUACCGUUUGUGCCCAUCACUAAAGAUCUCUGUCAAAUCUGUUUCAGCGGCACCAGGAGCAGCUGGCACUUCCGUCAGCAGAAGAGCAGCAGGCCCUGGCGAAUGGGAAAGCUGGGGUGGAGACAUGGGAGUACAAGGCUAAGAAUUCCCUCAUGUAUUACCCACCAGGUGAGCUCAGUGAUGUCGCAAGAGUCUCCAGCAAAUGGAGACAGCCAAAUGGACCAAUAGCUGUAAGUGUGUGUUUGUAUGUGUACACACACACACGCCAGACAGGAUUCUCUGCAUCUUCUUCCCUGUGUGUCUUCUCAUAUUUCCAUACCUUUUCAGAAUUAAUAAUUUUGUUGGGCCUAAUUGGUCAUUGCUGCCUUUGAGGUGCUCUUUCUGAGUUCUAAUAUUAUGGGUUGGGGGGGGGAUACUGAUUCAUUCCCUGCACCAUUGAGAGAUGAGCAUGGACGUGUAAUUGUGAGAAAACUCAUCCUCUAUUCUUCAAUUUGAGUUUUCACUCUUGACUUACGGGAGUACAGUUUUCUUUUAAAAUUGCAAAUGGCAAGACUUUUGUUUGCUGCUUUGAUAUCAGGCCUCUGGUCUGAUGCUAAUGUUCUGCCUUUUCCAGGUGUUCCCGAAGAGGAGAAUGUGUUUAAAAAGCCACGGGAAGUUGUCCACAGAAACACCCGUUUCCUGAAGGAUCCGUUCAGCCAAGCCUUGAGCAAAUCCCAGCUCCAACAGGCAGCAGCCCUCAAUGCUCAGGUUAGAGAGCUGAUUUAACUUUCCCACAUCCUCUUUAUUUGAAAUCGGUGUGUUUCCUCUACUUACAGAUGGAUACAUUUAAAAUUAUAUAUUCCACCCACCCCCCAUACAUGCAGCUGAGGGAAAAUUCUACCCUUACUAGCUUUAAGCAGAGCAUCUUUAAAGUCUUUCAAUUGAUUAAAUGCAAUUUUAAAUAGGAAAGAGAAGGCUGGUGAGUUCCAGUGGAGAGAGCCUCUUGCAGAAGACUUUGCAUUACUGUAUUUUAAUAUUUGGUAGGAAGCCACCCAGAGUGGCUGGGGAAGCCCAGCCAGAUGGGCGGGGUAUAAAUAAUAAUAAUAAUAAUAAUAAUAAUAAUAAUAAUAAUCGGUGGAGGAAGAUUGGAAGAAAUUCAAAGAUUAUCUACAGAAACACUGUAAAAUUAAAGAAUGCUAGAGUGAUGUUGGAUGGAAAAUAAGUGGUUUCCAGCUGUACAGGAUUUAAAGUUAUAGAUAGAUUAAGAUUAAAGAUUAGGAUUAAAGAAGUUUAAGGAAAUGGAAACUUGGUAUUUUAAGAGGUAAAAUUUUAAUGCUAUAUUAUAUUAAAGAUUAAAGAUUGGGAUUAAAAAAGUGGAAAAGAAAUUGCUGGACAAACAAUUUGGACUGGAAUACAAAAGAGGGAGGUAUGAGGAGGUCCAGAAAAUAAGUAAAUUUAAACAAGGAAAUGAAAAGGUGAGUGGUUUUAAGUGUUCGGUUUCUUUUUUCGUUUUUUUGUUCUCUGUGGUUUUUUUUUUUUUCCUCUUCUUUGGAUUAUGUACUGUGUAUUUGUGUAUUUCUUUUUUAUGUUUUUCUGUUUAAUCUUUUACUGAAAACUUAAUAAAAAUUAUUUAUAAUAAUAAUAAUAAUAAUAAUAAUAAUAAUAAUAAUUUGCUAUCCUCUGUUUAUAUUGACCGUCAGUGGUUGCAUUUGCAUUUUGCAUAAAACCAUGUUGAAUGAACAGGAGGUAACCACAGCAAGCAAUGGAUGCGAACACCUUUGCUCCUUGUUCAGCUGCGAGGAUGACUUUGAAAGCUUUUACUCCUCCCCUAUUAAUCACAGCUUGCCAUAUCACCCAGACAGGGGAUCAUGAUCAGUUGCAAAACAAGCCAGCUUCAGAUGUGGGUGUUGAAGGUGACUUGAUUACAACUAUUGUAUUGUAUUUAGUGCAUUUCUAUACUUCUCAGUUGUUGGCCUUUGUCAGUGAUGUACAUAAAAAUUAACCAUGCAGAGAGUAAAUCAAUAAAAAUCAUAAAACCAAACAGAAAUGCAAACACUACCUUUUAAUGCCUGCUUGAAUAAGAAAGCCUCUGUCGUGCAUCUUAAGUUCAGCCAGCCAGGAGAGCACCUGUCUAAUUCAGUUUGGAGGGAGUUGCAAGGCUUAUGAGCCGAGCAGUUCAGCCACAGGGGACCUCCAGCUGAGACUCCCCCAAGGAUUUUAGUGAUUAGACAGGGAUAAAAAGGAUCAGUCUGUUCUUAACAUAUCCUGGACUAAGUUGCUAAAGGGCCUUGUAAAUGAAUACAAGAACCUCAAAUCUGGCUCAGAAACAUUAAACCACAAUUCCUUGUCUGGAUGACAGAAAAAGCUAGGUUUAAGUAAAACCUAUGAGUAAAAGCUUUUGAAGUCUCUCUGCCAGCCAUCGAGAGGGGGAGUGUGUGAUCCGAAGGAUUGUUGUGGAUCUUCCUUGCUUAUGUGCAGCGUGCUAAAUCUUGGUUUAGCAUCAGGUGCAAAUAUGACCAGUGAAGUAUAUUGCCAAACAUUAUAAAAUAAAUGAUCAAGUAUCAGUUUAAGACAAAAAAGAAGAUUUUUUUAUUGAAGGUGGGGAGGGGGGAGCUUGAUGCAUGAUCUGCCUUAGAGGAGUUAAAGAGUGAGAGCCUAUGUACUAGAUGGUUCAGGAUUAAGUGGUAUAAAUAUUUGAAAUAAUUUUUUUAGAAAAUUAUAAAAUGUUAAGCAAGCUUUUUGGAUCUGUGUAAGCAAUUGUUACCAAACUUCUCUUUUUUUCCUUUGCGAAAUCUAGUACAAGCAGGGUAAAGUAGGUCCUGAUGGGAAGGAGCUCAUACCCCAGGAAUCUCCAAAGGUCAAUGGAUAUGGAUUUGUGGCCACACCCUCCCCAGCUCCCGGUAAGAAGAGGCGGGCGGGGAAUACCGAGAAUUGUGUUGUAGAAAAAUAAAUUAACUUGCAGUUAGACAAGGCAAAACUGAUAUUUUAUUUGCAAAUGUGACUGAAUGCUUAGCCCCCCGAGUCCACAAAACCUUGUUCAUUGGGAAAGGGCAGUUUAAGCCACAGGAGCUAAUUCUGCAGGGUUAUGGGGAAGAAAGCAUAGCUUUCUAACAGGCUGAAGCAAGGGGGUGGCUCAUGGAGUAAAUAAUUACAUUAUGAUUCCUGGCAUUGGCUAGUAAUACUGAGCACAUAGUGGAGAGUGUUUGUGGGCAGUCCGCUAAGGUAUGGAGGGGAGAGGGUGCCUGUCCCUUUAACUCUUUAUUAAAAGGUAAAGGGACUCCUGACCAUUAGGUCCAGUCGUGGACAACUCUGGGGUUGCGGCGCUCAUCUCACUCUAUAGGCCGAGGGAGCCAGCGUUUGUCUGCAGACAGCUUCCAGGUCACGUGGCCAGCAUGACUAAGCCGCUUCUGGCGAACCAGAGCAGGGCAUGGAAACGCUGUUUACCUUCCCACUGCAGCAGUACCUAUUUAUCUACUUGCACUUUGACGUGCUUUCAAACUGCUAGGUGGGCAGGAGCUGGGACCGAACAACGGGAGCUCACCCCAUCGCAGGGAUUCGAACUGCCGACCUUCUGAUUGGCAAGCCCUAGGCUCUGUGGUUUAGACUUUAUUACUGACCCGCUUAGCUAGGGUCAGGCUGCAUAGCAAUUGGGGAACCACGAUUUGCCCCCCCCCAAAGGUAGUUCCUGUGGAUUUAAUUGAAGGCCACCACGACUGCAGUUCAAGCUAUAACUGGCAAUAUUUAAGCAACGAGCCUGCCAUCAGUCCGUCUCAUUAGACUUAACUUGUGAAACUCUAUUCAUAGGUGUGAACGACUCCCCUCUUAUGACAUGGGGUGAGAUUGAAAGCACCCCUUUGAGGUUAGAAGGCUCAGACACACCGUAUGUAGACAGGACCCCUGGACCAGCCUUCAAGGUAUUUAACGGGCGAGGUUCUCAGAACAUUGUCUGCUGUUCAAACUGGGUGGAGCCUGGCUGCACAAAUGAGGUUGUAGCUUCCGGCUGGGGGGGUGGGGUGGGAGAAGUUGGCUGAAAUAGCAUGCCGGGUACAGCAAUUGCCACUUGGGCAUCAGAAACUGUUCUAGCCUCGGGCAUAUUAAAGCCCAGCUCUGAGUGUGCACCAGUGGGAACAAAGUGACAAAGGCAGUGGGGAAUUAAUUUGUGGGUCUUCUCCUGUCACCCACUUCCUAUGGUGAAGGUGAGGGAAUCUUGAUGCCUGGUGUUUCUUUUCCCUGGUUCAACCCCAUCACCCACUGCAGAGUCAUCUGGGCCCAAAAGGCUUUAGAGCUCUUCUGCUGCAUUUGCUGUGAUAAAUGGGCAAAAAAGUGAAGAAGAAAUGCGUGUCUCCUAGCAGUCAAAAUUGCAUGCAGUGGGAGGGCAUUGAUGGACGGCAGUUAUUAUUAAAGCUAUCCAGCACAUCCAUCCAGCACAUCCAAGUUUAGAGAUCAGUGUUUCAUCUUUGCCCUUGAUGUGUCUUUUCUGUAAAAAAACCCCACCAGUAUACUUCUUGCAAAAGCGAAGCAACUCUAAGAAGGUGGCUCAGAUAGAGAGUGUUUCGGUUUUGCACUCUUGGGUAUUUUUGCAGUUAAGUGAGAAGGGCUGUGUGUGCAGAUUUCUGUUUCUGCUUCAGGGCGACAUACUAAGUUCUCACCAUCACGUACUUGCCCAGUUGCCCGGUAGGUAGGUCAGGCUGAGAGAUGGUGUCCAACCUCAGAUCACCCAGUGAGCUUUGUCUCAUACCUGGAAUUAUAACCUGGGUCUCUCUGAACCAAUCCAUUACUCUAGCCCAGGGGUAGCUGACAAGAUGCCCUCUGGAUGGUGGACUCCAACUCCCAUAAGUCCUAAAUAGCAUAACUCAGUUGUUGAGGAUGAUGGGAGUUGUAGUCAGGCAACAUCUAGAGAGCCACAGGUUCCCCUACCCCAGUCCUAGACUCUAAGGUCUCUUACUGCCCUAGUUUGAGUAGCACUGUUGAAGAGUUUAGAGCACAAGGUGUAGAGCUUCUGUGUUUGUCCUGGAAAUGUUCAAUGCAGGGAUGGGAGGUGGAAUCCAAUAACAUCCAUAGGUUCCCCACCUCUGGCUACAUUUCUUUCAUAGCAAAAGCACAAGUGAGCAAUGAACCUAUGGCUGGAAGGAUAAGUUUCUCAUGUAGUACCGGUAAACCCUGGUCUUUUCCCAGAUCCUGGAGCCUGGUCGCAGAGAGAGGCUAGGGCUUAAGAUGGCCAACGAGGCAGCUGCUAAGAACCGAGCAAAAAAGCAGGAAGCUUUAAGAAGAGUCACAGAGAACCUCGCCAGGUGAGACUUUGCUAAAAUCAGGGGCCUCUUUUCCAAAAAUCUAACUGCAGCAUUCAAGAGGAAAAACACACUGGGAGGAAAACAGGAAGACUUGGCAUUUUUAGAGCAUCAGAAUGGCUAACCUGAAUUUUGGAUGUUGAUUUUUAGAAGCAAAGAAAUUGGAUGUCUUAGCUUAGUGGUAGACAUUGAAUGCUCUGCUUCAUCUGUUCUUCAGGUACCUUUUUGGUAGCCAGCGCUAUGUCUGGGAGGUAAACAAUCCUCUUUUCUGUGUACAGUGGUGCCCCGCAAGACGAAUGCCUCGCAAGACGGAAAACCCGCUAGACGAAAGGGUUUUCCGUUUUUUAGUUGCUUCGCAGGACGAAUUUCCCUAUGGGCUUGCUUCGCAAGACGAAAAUGUCUUGCGAGUCUUGAGAUUUUUUUCCGCUUUCCCCCCCUUUAUCUAAGCCGCUAAGCCUUUAAUAGCCUUUUAGCAGCUAAUCUGAUAAGCCAAUAAGCCUUUAAUAGCCGCUAAACCGCUAAUAGCGCUAAUCCGUUAAGCCGCUAAUAGGGUUGCUUCGCAAGACGAAAAAACCGCUAGACGAAGACUCUCGCGGAACGGAUUAAUUUCGUCUUGUGAGGCACCACUGUACUGUGUGAAUUGUAGUUCUGUGUGAAUAGGAGGUCUCCUAACAACUCUCAGCAGCCUCUGGAGGAAGCCAUGACUGUUUAAAGCAGUGCCAUGAUGCUUUUACAUGGAUAUUGCAGAUAGAGCCUUACAUAGUCACAAUCAACCAAUGCAAGUCGUCUCUUAUCUAAAAUUAUUAUUAGUUUUAUUUUAAAAACCCAUGUGUUUCUUCUUCUUCUUCUGUUUCUUCUAGUCUUACUCCCAAAGGACUAAACCCAGUGAUGUCACCAGCCAUGCAACGCUUAGUAAACAGGACUGCCAGCAAAUUCACAGACAAAGCCCUCCGAGCCAGCUACACCCCAUCCCCUGCACACCUGAGCACACCUGGCUACAAGACCCCGGCAGGUGGGCCGCAGACACCCACUGUCACCCCAACUUCCAGGACAGCGUCUCAAACACCAGAGACUCAGGACCCCACCUCAAUCACGGACAAUCUGCUGCAGCUGCCUAAAAGACGCAAAGCCUCAGAUUUUUUCUGAGGAACGGCAUCGCUCUUUCUCCUCUGCCGGGCCCUGCAUAGCAGAGUAUGCGGAUAUAGCAGACAAAAUAGACACAGUAGCGACAAGAAGGGCUGCCCAGAUUUUCAGGAUUGUGUCUGCCCUCCAAACCUGUGUUGCUGCUGCACAUUUGUCAGCUGCAAGGAGUAACACAGGUAGAAGAAGCCUUUUUUGGCCAGGCAUCGGGUUUGAUCUUUGUCGCCUUCUGUGCUACAUGAGCCCAGGAGCCAAGGAAAGAAAGACUGUAGUUGAAAUGAUGUAUGUGACACAAGCCUUUCUAAAGCAUUUUGGGCGAUUUUACAAAGGGGACCUUGUUUGCGUUUGGGUGCCUCUGAUUCUGUCUGUACAGGCGUAUGCUUUUAUUUAUUGAACACAGAAAGCCUUUGGAUAAAGACUCGGCACAAAUCUGAAUCGAGGGUAUGCCUGCGGCUCUCAACAUCACAGUUGGAAAAAUUCUGAUGAAUAUAUGAGAGCCACUUUCCAGCUUUACAUUAUUCAUCCAGGGAAUGACUUUCAGGCUGCUUCUCAGUGGCAUGUGUCAUUUGGCAGAUGUGGAGAAUUGGGAUAUCUGCUUGGGAGGGCCAGAGCUUUUGCUCUCAAGGUGCCUACAGGAAGCCUGGCUUUGGUUAUGGGAUGUGUAAGCGUGAUAUCCCACAAAGCUGGAAAAGGUUGGCUUUAUUUUUAAAAAUAGUAAUUUAUUUUUGUAUAUUUUGCUCUUCUACCAGCAGUAUCCAGAGCAGCAUACAACACACUUGGUAAAGCAUAUAGUAGAUAAUCAAUAAAAAACUACAUGUACAACUGAAGAACUGUGUGUAAAAGUAAUAAGAACAGAAAACCUAAAUAAAAAAGCCAACAGCAGCAGCAGAGGUAAAACAUAUUGGAAGUUUAAACUGGGAGCAGUAUUAGGAAGUGUUAAUACAUUGAAUCUUCAGGGAAAUGUGCUUUCAGCUCACAAAGUGGGAGCCUGAUUAAUUUUGGGAUUGGCAAAGUAUGCCAGAGUCUGGCUAUUUCUGUAGCCUUCAAAUGUCAUUGGACUCCAGCCCCCAGCACCCUUGACCAUUGGAUAUGCUGGCUGGGGCUGAUGGGAGUUGGAGUCUUAACAACAUUUGGAAGGCCCCGGGUUGGCCAUCCCUCUACCACAGGGAAGGCUUUCCAGGCAAUGGAGUUCUGGUCUUAGAAAGCCAUUUAGUCACUUUGUCUCGGAACCAAUAAGUCAUUGUGUGUUAAUGAUUUCCGGUGUGCAGAGAUGGGUGGCGCUUGGAAUUCACUGCACCACUUGUCUAUAUCAGAAGAACAUAAGAAGGGCUAGGCUGGAUCAGGCCAAUGGUCUGUCUAGUCAGCAUCCUGUUCUCACAGUGGCCACCCAGAUGCCUUUGGGAAGCCUACAAACAGGACCCGAGCACAAGAGCUCUCACUUUUCUGGUUUUUAGCAACUGGAAUUCUAAAGCAUUUCGGCUUCCAAAUGUGGAGGAAGAGUAUAGCCAUCAUGUCUAUUAGCCCUUGACAGCCCUCUCAAUGAAUUUGUCUACUAUUCUACAGUCAUUUGUCGAUGGCCAUCACUGCCUCUUGUGGGAGCGAGUUCCAUUGUUUAACUAUGCGCUGUGUGAAAAACCUCCUUUUAUGUGUUGUGAAUUUUCUAACUGUUGAGUUUCUUUGUCUUAUGAGUUCUAGUGCUAUGAGAGAGGGAGAAAAAAACUUCUUUAUCCAUUUUCUCCACGCCGUGCAUCAUUUUAUAAACUUUGGUCAUGUCACCUCUU
Podarcis lilfordi (Lilford's wall lizard) is the source of this 13554-nucleotide messenger RNA. NCBI's taxonomy places the organism in Eukaryota, Metazoa, Chordata, Lepidosauria, Squamata, Lacertidae. The record is from the annotation of a GenBank genome assembly.